Molecule: messenger RNA, 3995 nt
Organism: Scatophagus argus
Lineage: Eukaryota; Metazoa; Chordata; Actinopteri; Scatophagidae
Product: probable E3 ubiquitin-protein ligase HERC4
Exons: 23
Coding region: 100-3135 (1011 amino acids)
Biological process (GO): protein ubiquitination; ubiquitin-dependent protein catabolic process
Molecular function (GO): ubiquitin protein ligase activity
Source: RefSeq, a predicted model, not a curated record
GUUUCGUUUUUCGUAGCUCACAGCUUACGUCCCACUUUAAGUUUCGUUUCUGGGUCUUUAAAACCUCAGCUGACGGCCGUGAGGAGACAGUGUGACAACAUGUUCUCAUGGGGAGAGGACGCUCAGCGGGGCUUCCGGCUGAAGGACGGCUCGCUGCUCGACUGCACAGCGGAUGGUGGCGUACACAGGCUGGACCUCGGCUACCACGUCACACACCUGUCCGCGGCUCACAGUGUGCUCGCCUUCGUCAAAACUAAUGGAAACGCGUUCAUCAUCCGCACGAAUGAGAGAGAAGAUGGCACAAGAGUCAGAGGGAAACAGAAGUUUGUCAAAUACAAAGAGAAGAUUCAGGCCGUGAGUUGUGGUGAUAAUACGGUCACACUGCUGUCUGAGAGGGGAAAUGUGCUCUGUGUGGACACAAACCACACUUACAUUCCUCGGCCCCUGGAAGCUUUGAGUAACACUCCAGUGUCUCAGGUUGCCUGUGGAAGUCAGCAUUCAGUUGCUCUGACCAAAGAUGGUCAGGUGUACACAUGGGGCCAGGACUCCAGGGGCCAGCUGGGUCUGGGGAAGAGGAAGCUCGGCGCCAACUCACCCCAACACCUCCGCUCUCUGUCAGCGAUCCCUCUGGUCCAGGUCGCUGCAGGGGGGGAGCAGAGCUUCGCCCUCUCUGUCUCUGGAGGUGUGUUUGGCUGGGGCAGAAACGACUGUGGACAGCUGGGGCUGGGAGACACAACAGAUCGACACACACCAACCUCUGUUCAUUACCUGAACAUGAAGAAAACUGUUCACAUUUCCUGUGGAAAGGACCACACUGUCACAUUGACAAAGACUGGUGUAGUGUUCACAUUUGGCUCUGGUCAAUAUGGACAGCUUGGGCACAACUCAUUCAGCAAUGAACUACGACCUCGGAUUGUUGCGGAGCUCUGGGGGGCCAAAGUCACAAAGACUGCAUGUGGACGACAUCACACAUUAGUGCUGACAGACUCCAAGAAGGUCUACUCCUUUGGGUGUGGUGAGCAAGGCCAGCUGGGCCACGGAGUGGAGACUCAUCCGUCUGUGCCGCUACCUGUUCAACUGCCACAGGUUUCAGACACCACCUGUGAUCCAAAAAUCAAAAACAUCUUUGCAGGAGGAAACUGUUCGUUUGCAACAUGCACAUCUCAUGAGGAAGUUCACGAGGAAUCAAACACUGACACAGUCAACAAUGUAGAACAGCACUGUCUCGGUGGCAUGAUUGACAAGUGGACCUCUGAAUGUGAUUCAAAGUCAUGGAAAAAGAUAAAACAGGAAAUUCACAGGACCUUUUCCUCUGCAUGCUGUGUGAAUAAAAGCUUCCUUGAGCAAAGCAAAGACAAACAUUUCCAGACUUCACCAAAGUACUCUGGCUUGAAAUUAUCACAUGCAAGAUGCGCUUUCAAGAAACUGGUGAAAAAGGACCAUGUUUUGACAGAGGUUGAGACUGCUGUCCUGCACUUGCUUCCUUCCCUUGAUAAGAAGCCAGUUGGAGUGGAGGGGUUGAGGAUCUACCCACUGCUCAAUGAGCUCCUACACGUGAUCCAGAGACAAAAACGGCAACAAAUGAGCACCAAGCUCGCCGAGGCAGUUGCCUCUGCUGUACUAAGCUUGUCCGUUGACAGCCUCAAGGUCAUAGGGGACUGGUGGUCCACCCUGUCACCUUCCACUAUGGCUAAACAUGUUAAGGUGUGGAAACAAGCUCUCUCAGUGAUCCUGACCUUCAAUCCUGUACCUCGUAACUCUGGAGUCAGAAACCUGCUGCUAGUUCUCCAGUACAUGUACAAUGCCAACAUGAGGAUUGCAGAGCCUCGAAGGAUUCCAGAAAGCGAUUUUUAUCUGUUCUUUGAUGAAACUUUUCUUGUGGAUGAUGUGCUCCUUUGGCGUUCCUGGUCACAACAUAAGAAAGCGAAUGCUGAGCCACUUAUCUUCUGUAGCUUUCCAAUAGUAAUGGAUCUGCAGUCAAAGAAAAAGGCUUUUGACAUGAAUGCUUUCUUCACCAAGGUGGAAACAACAAAGUGCAUCUACCGGCGUGUGCUUUCUGAAUGUAGAUUCCCACAGCCUGCAGACCUGUUCUUUGAACUGGACCUGAGGCGAGCAUCGGUUUUGGAAGACACCUUUGAACAACUGGCUGAUGCUUAUCACAUUGACUACAAGAAGGAACUUGCGGUUUAUUUUGAUGACAACCACGAAAUCGAUAAUGUCUACAUGAAAGACUUUUUUUACGAGGUGUUUCAUGAGAUGGUGUCACCCGCAUCCGGGAUGUUCAUGUUCAAUGACUCUGAAACUCUGGCAUGGUUCACUUCCAGAGCAGCACAGGAGGACCAGAGAUACUUCCAGUUUGGGGUUCUGUGUGGACUGGCUUUAUACAACCGCUGCAUUGUACACUUACCCUUCCCACUGGCUCUGUUCAAGAAGCUGCUUGGUGUGAGGCCUUCACUGGAUGAUAUGAUAGAAUUCAGUCCAUGUGUUGGCAAGAAUCUGCAGUACAUUUUGGAAGUCUACAAAGAUGAUGACAUAAAAAACUUGGACAUGUUUUUUACAAUCAGCUGGGAUGGGACGGAGGUUGACCUUGAUCCUGAAAAUCCUGAAAAGCCAGUGACAAGUCAAAAUAAGAAGGAGUUUGUGGAUGCCUACGUGAAUCAUGUGUUCAACACGACCGUGGAGGGUGUCUUUCGGGAGUUCAAGCGAGGCUUCUUCCUGGUGUGUGACCGAGAUCUGGUGAAGUUGUUUCGGCCAGAGGAGCUGCAGGGAGUGUUGGUGGGCAAAGACUUUCAUGACUGGGAAAAACUGAAACAGAACACAACAUAUAAGGGGGAGUUCGAUGUUGACCACCCCACCAUACAGAUGUUUUGGGAGGUUUUUGAUGAGCUGAAUGAGAAUCAGAAGAAAGCUUUUCUUUGGUUUGUGACAGGUUUUGAAAGGGAGCCUAUUCUUGGCAUGGAAAAGAUCAACAUGACAGUCGGCGUUAAACAAGUCCAGGACGGCUCGUUUGACCAGUACUACCCUGAGACACAUACAUGUUUCUCAGCCUUGGAGCUGCCCUUGUACUCAACCAUUGAGAUCAUGCGAACCAAGCUGACCGAGGCCCUAAGCAACUGUAAAGGGAUCCACAAUUGAUGGUGGGACUGGACCGCGACUAUUGACUGUUUACGUACUGAACAGAGGACUUAACAUUACAGAGAGCACUUUGCAAAUGGCUGACAAAGCCUUUUUAGCUACCUAUUCUUACUCAAAUCAUUCAUGCGUCAGAGUGAAAAUACUGAUAAAAGUAAUUUAUACUUGUAAUUAAUAUUUCUUUUCAGUCCAUCACCUCAAGGAAUUAAGUGUGGGGGUAGUAACUAGUAAUUUGAGAAAUGAGAGGAAAAGAGAAGAAGAGAAAGAAAGGGAUGAAAUGAAGAGGUAAAGGAAGAACAAGGCAAGUGAGAGCGGAAACAAAACGGAUGGGCGGGACCAAUAAAGGAAAACUGUGAUGAGAAGCUGCUGCUGUGAGCUUUUAUUUUUUUAUUAUCUUUAAAAUAUUUGACUGUUACUGCAGUGUUGUGUUAAUUAGUAGAUAUAACUAACUGGGCCCCUGAUAAUUGUGUGAGAUUAUGAAAUGUACUAUAUAAAAACAACCCAAAAUGCAUCACCCCUCUAAAGCCAUUGUUGGUGAUUUAUUGUUUAACAUUUAUUUCAAUGCAGUUCAGUUUCUUUAUAUAGCGCCUAAUCACAACCAAAGUUGUCUCAUGACACUUUUCAGUUAGAGCAGGUCUAGGACAUUAGAACAUUUGAUUUUGGGUCCAGUGUGUUGGAUUAUUAUUAAGUUAUUUGUGCUUUGAAAUGUUUGUAAAUAUGUAUUUUUGGCCAAAAGGAUUUAUUAUGAGCCUGUGCCAUAAAGCUGUUACAGUGUUAUCCUGUUAUGUUUAUAGAUUCACUCACACAUGUCUCUUAUGAAUCUAACUGUGGCUUUUCAUUAAAGAUGGCAGAUGGUUGUUGUA